Molecule: messenger RNA, 4742 nt
Organism: Neopsephotus bourkii (Bourke's parrot)
Lineage: Eukaryota; Metazoa; Chordata; Aves; Psittaciformes; Psittacidae
Gene: ZDBF2
Product: zinc finger DBF-type containing 2
Exons: 6
Coding region: 992-4174 (1060 amino acids)
Biological process (GO): genomic imprinting; epigenetic programming of gene expression
Molecular function (GO): zinc ion binding; nucleic acid binding
Source: RefSeq, a predicted model, not a curated record
AAUUAAAAGAAAACAAAAAACAAACCACAAGUCUGUCAAGCCUGAUGACAUGUAGCUUCAUAUAGGAGCAUCUUUUCUACGUAUAUGAGAACGGGAAUUGAGGAGGGAAGGGAUGAUUCUUGUAAAAACAGUUUGUAAAGCAUAGAAAGUAAAAGUGGUUGAUUUGAAACUUUGCUUGUCAUCGCACAAUUGCAUAAAUGCUAAGCCAAGAGCAAUCUACGAAUUGUGAAGUCCUGAGUUUUGCGAUAGGAUAUAGUACUUUCACUGUGGUGCUGGCAAUAGUGAUUGUGUAAAUUAUUGUGGCCUUUCUGUUUUCCUGUUUAUAAUGCUAAUAAUAAUACUUAAUUGAACAUAUAUAAUGAUUAAUUUGUAACAUGCUUUGAACAUCCACCCUACUCUUAAAUUUCCAGUUAAUGUAUUACUGCAAUAUCUACAUAGCUUAUGUAACAUAAGCAAAAGAAAGCAUUCUUUUUCUGAGCAGGUUCAUGAACAAUGCUCAAAGUAGAUUCAUUUCAAUUUGGUUGAUGUAGAGGAAUUUGUUUUCUGUUAUUGUAGAAUAUAUUAGUAUAUAUUAUAUUAUAUACUUUAUGUCUUGAGUGCUGGCAUCCAAAACGAUAACAAUAUUUAAUACAUAGGGACUAUGAGAAAGAAGGAGCAAAGUUAUUCCAGAAAGCAUAAUUAACAUUUGUGUAGGAAAGACUGUCAAAACAGCUGCCAUAACAAAAAAGAAGGAUGUACUGCAGACUUUAAUAGAGGUUUAUCCAUUCUAUCGACUGACUUGUUUGCAAAGUGGUACAGAAAAAUUUACGUGCCCUAGGGCAUGGAAAAUAUGUAUUAUUAACUCUGUUUUAAAAGACUCUUUAACUUCAUUGUUGCCAGAUGGGAUGAGAAGAGAUAAGCGUCCUGCACUGCAAAUGGCCUCCUGCUCCACAUUUGUUGUUUGCUAGUCUGCAGUCACCUUUGGUUGAUAAAGAAGGCUGAUGACUCUAAGAUGUUUGACAGAAUCAAAGCAUCUGAUGAAGCUUCUGCUUCUUCAGCACAAGGAACCGAAAGGCAUGGUGUUGAAGGCUUUGUACAACAGGACAGCAGUAGCAGUUUACACACAAGACGGCAAGACCAUUCUUGGCCUGGAGUAUCUACUGUGCAAAAUAGACAAGGAUACUGCAACUGUUGCCAUGUACACUACAGUAACCUGGAACAGCAUGUUUUCAGCUCCCAGCACAGACAUUUUACCACUUACUGCAGGAAUCGUAUGGGUGCCAGUAGCUUGAUGGAACGUUUCUUGCAAGAUGUUUUGCAGCAUCAUCCACACAGAUACCAUGACAACAGACCAAGCUAUGACGACAUGCCACUCCCCGUCACUCCAGAGCCUGCUAGGACUGCUUGCCUGUCCCUGGAAGAGAUGGACAGAAAGAGGAACAGAGAGAGACAGGAGAUUUCCAGCAAAGCCCAGGAGUCUACUGGUGAAAUACGAUCUUCUGUUCCAUGCCUGUCUCGUAAGGGUACAAAGAAAACAUCUGCGACACAAGCAUUUGUUGAAAAACUAGAAAGAGGGCAGCAACAUGCUAUAAGAAUAUCCAAGCACUCUGUGGGCAUUUGUAGCAAUGAGAAACGGGACACCCUGAAAGAUGCUCAGAUUGCAAACUGUAGCCGUGAAGGUCAGUUUACAGCUGUGAGUCCUGUAUCUCAGCGAUUUUCUGUCAGUCCUUUAAUCCACGGUUCUUCUGUUAAUCCUAAAACAGGAAAAAAUGUUAGGAAUUUGGCAGCAGCAUCAAAUCUGAUUUCACAGAGUGGAUGUGGUAAAACGGGAAUGGAGGUACACAAUAGUGAUGUGUUACUGAAGCCAUGCUUGAAUCCUGGUCCAGCACUAGUUCACCCAAAACGCCCUUCCGUUUCUCAUCGAAAUACUCUGUGCAGCAGCAGCAAUCCUUUAUGUAUUACCUCAGGUCAAUCACUCUCAAAACGAGAUGGUUUACGAACUCAGGAUGAAACUUUUGUGUCUGAUUUCCAUCUCAGGGAUACUGUGGGUAUUAGUAGCUCCUUAGGUCCUGGGACAUCCCCACAACUAGCAAGAUGCAAAAAACUGAAGACGAACAGAGGUGGUGAAAGUUCAGUGGACGAAACUAUUGAAGGUGUUAUUUUGAAAUACUGUCAUGGCAGAAGUACAUCUAAAGAAGUUUAUUUCAAAGAAGAGAAGAAUCCCUGUUCAACUUUUAUAUCAUUUCUGGACCGUACUCAUUUAGAGGGCUCUGAAAUGAGUUUUGACUGUGAUGCACCUAUUCAGGCAGGAACAGACUUACCCAAGGCAGCUAUAAAAAAUAUAGAAACCCUAAAAGAGGUCCAAAUAAGUUUGCAAGAUAAAGACUAUGGAACACAGCUCUCUUCUGUUUUAAAAAGUGAGUCGAUAGAGAAAGUAGAAGCAGUAAAACAGGAUGUUGUAGUUCAUACAGAAGAGCCUGUCCUUCCAGCUCUGCCUCAUGUGCCUCCUUCUUUUGUGGGAAAGACCUGGUCUCAAAUAAUGUAUGAAGAUGAUAUAAAAAUUGAAGAACUUGUGCGUGAUUUCAGGGAAGGUCGUUUUCGCUGCUACUUUGAUAGUGAAUCCUCAGCCAACUGUACAGGGAAGAGAAUGAAGAAAAAAAGGCAGAAGGAUGAAAAAAGUAACAAUAUUGUUGAGAGUAAUAGAAGAGAUAGUGCAUCAUUUAAAGCAUUGCCAGAAUUUAACAAUGCUCUAAGUGAUGGCUCUGAUUUUCAUAUCCCAUCUGUAGCCUCAGAUAGACUAUGCAAUGCACAGAUGCUUAAAAUGCCUAGGAAAAGGACAUGGCGCCUGGCUUCAAGGUGCCAGGUGGUCAAAGUCAGUCAUGGCACCCAAACAAGUCUAUUGAACUACCCUGUAGCAAAAAGAAAGGUGUCUAGAAGGGAAUCUGAUCCAGCUGAUCAGAAAGCAAGCAUUAUGUGGCCAGAGAAUGAAAAAACUCCCAACAUGAAAACUAGGCUAUGUGCUCUUAAACUUCCUGAGUCCUAUAGCAAGAUUAUGAGUCCUGUACAGCCUAAGACAGUGGUGUAUGUACUUUCGUGCCCAGAGAUAAAACAGUGUAAAAGUAAACCUAUGGAUAUUCCGAAAAUGAGGAAAAAUCAUAACUCCACAGAUAGCAAAGAGUCCGUAAGGUAUAAAUACAAACAGUGUUCUUUCAAGUAUUACGACCCACUAACAAAUCGAAUUCUGAAGAUGCCUCCGAAGAGUCCAGCUGGAGAAAAGGCCAAAAAGCCCUCUCACGUUCGACAGCUUUUCAAGAGUCUUAGCUUUGAUGCAAACAGGAAACUAGUUGAUGCACAGAGAGAAGGCAUGCCAUCAAAGUCACUCAAUUGGUCAGACUUGCACGGUUCAUCUUCAACAUCUUUCCUGCCAGAUCCAGGUAAAGGGAAUGAUGCAGCCUCAAGUCAAAAGGCUGAUGGAUCUUCUGUUUCCACAGAAAGAACAGAUUAUCUGGUAUCUGGUCACUCUGAGAACUCUUUUAAACACCUGAUCAUUUCACCUUUGAACUCCGGCCAGCCUGCAGUAGAAGGAGAUGUUAGAUUAACUCCAUUUAACAGUAGAGUUACCAGAACUCCUCUGACCUCCAUCAGGAGUGAGCGGUUGGAGAGGGAGAGUCCAAAGGCAAUAUGGAAGAGAAAAGAAGGCACUAACAAAGAACCAGUUUUUUCCAGAAAGGCUGCGGGACCGAAGUCUGUCAGAUGUACUGUUGGUAGGAGAGGAAACAGAGUAGUGGCAGGCAAACAAACUUCCAGACCUAAAAAUCAGCAAAAAGAGGGGAUGAGAAGGAAACUUCAUCCUCAUGCCCAAAAAUCUGCUUUGUCCAUCCAUAGGUGCCAGACAAGAAAAACUACAGUGGGAAAGCACCCUAAGAAAGAAAAGCCUGAUGCUAAAAAAUUAAAAGUGAGGAGGAAACCAAAAAGGACUUUUCUGAGCUCAACAGCUGUCACAGGGAUUCCUGAAAAGAGGCAGAAAGUCAUGUCGGAAUCUUUUCCUAAGGAGCCAGAGCAGGCUUCUUCCAAAGCCAGGAACUGGGAAGUAAGUGGAGAUCAGGGUCACCCUAGCACUGUGAACCGACCCUCUAGAAGAACUUCUGCUGUACCAUUACUUCGAAACUGUCUUGUUCCUCCAGGUGAGAGCUAGCUACCAAAAUAAUCGAGGGUUUUUUCUAUAACCAGCACCUGGAAAAAGAUUGAAGAAAAGGAAAUGGAACAGAAGGAGAUCAUAGAUGAAGCAGUUGAAGUGCUAGAGCUACAGAAAGUGCAAAGCCAGUCUGUUGUGAAACAGGUACAGCUGUAAACUCAGCUCUUGUCCCUAGAAUACGGGGACAUAAUGUAUUGCACUGUUCUAUUGUGUAAAGCUGCAGAAGGUGUGUGUUUGAGUUAAAAAGCAUUUAGAACCCUCAUGACUAGACUUUACCUGUUCAUCAGAAAAUGAGCUUGAAUAGUAUCAUAUUGUUUUUAUGGUAUUACCAGGGCACUGUAAUACGGUAAAUUAGAAGCUGUAUUAAUUGUGCCUAUUCUCAUUUUUCCAUGGAAUUCUAAAGUGCAAAAAAUGACUAGAUUGUUACACUAGAAGUUAAAAUGGAGAUACAUUAAUUUGGACUGAAUUUUGUGUAUGUAUUUGUGUAAAUACACACCUUCAACACAUAAUAUAUAUUUGCCUAUGGAGUGGCAUUAAAAUUAAUACAGUAUGAUACAGUUCAGAUCAA